Messenger RNA from Spirometra erinaceieuropaei, 6119 nucleotides. NCBI's taxonomy places the organism in Eukaryota, Metazoa, Platyhelminthes, Cestoda, Diphyllobothriidea, Diphyllobothriidae. The record is from the annotation of a GenBank genome assembly.
AUGGAAAUAUUCAGGGAAACUGCGUCACCAGCGCAUUUCGAAGAAUUUCGUCGUCAACGAAACGCCGUCAAAAAAUGUAUCCGUCAGGCACGGAAGGAGUAUGAAUCCAAAAUUAUCCGACAGGCUGAACAGAAGCCUAAGAUUUUAUUUCACUAUCUGAACAGUAGACUGAAAAAUAAGGACCCGGUCGCGGUGUUAAAGGAUGAUAAUGGUGUAGAGAUCAUUGAAAACAGCGAGAAAGCCGAACACUUAGGACAGUAUUUUGUUUCGCUUUUUGCUAGAGAAACAGAGUUUCGCAGUUGCAGUGCCAGCAAUGCUGUUGAGACUGCUGGUCCCGUGCUUGACUCCAUACUCUUCGCGACAGCUGUCGUGGAAAGGGAGCUGAAAAAUCUCAAAGAAGCAAAGUCCUCGGGUCCGGACAAUAUACCGGCCAAAUUUUUGAAAGAAUUGGCGAAUGAACUCUCCAAACCACUGGCAUACAUCUUCCGCUCGUCAUUCGAACUAGGGAGGCUCCCAUCGGAAUGGAAGACAGUAAAUAUCUUUCCGAUAUACAAGGGCGGGGCUCGCACUAAUGCUAACAAUUACCUGCCUGUUAGUCUAACCUGUAUCUGCUGUAAAAUAAUGGAGACCAUAGUUAAGAAAGCAACAAUGAAGUUCCUGGAGCAGGGCCAUUUACUCUCAGACCUGCAGCAAGGCUUCAGACAGAACCGUUUGUGCCUUUCCAGUUUAUUCCUCUCGACGGAGCAAUGGACUCGCGCACUGGACGAGGAUGGUAGGGUCGAUGGCAUCUACGCAGACUUUAAGAAGGCGUUCGAAAGCGUCCCACACAAACGCCUAAUCUACAAACUUUCUGAAAUUGGGAUAAGAGGAAGGCUGCUGACAUGGAUAACAGAUUUUCUUACCGGAAGAUCACAAACCGUGUACAUUGAGGCCUCACGGUCAAAUCCUACCCCCGUUCUAAGUGGUGCACCCCAGGGCUCCGUCCUAGGGCCGCUGCUAUUCCUGGUUUACAUUAACGACUGCGUCGACGACCUGGGAUGCAGCGCCAUCAUGCUUGCUGACGAUGUUAAGCUGUGGAGACCCAUCAGAUCUGACGCAGACAGGUACGCGCUUCAAGACAGUCUCAACCGCCUGCACAGUUGGUCAGCUCGCUGUCUCCUCAAUUUUAAUGUGGACAAAUGUGUGGUCCUGAGACUCCGCACCAGACGGACCCGUAAAGGGGACGAUUCCUUUCAAUACGUCCUUGAUGGUCAGCCCCUUUCUGAUGUUGUGGAACAGAAAGACCUGGGCGUCCGUAUGACCUCCUCGCUGAAACCAUCAUCACAGUGUCAAAGGGCAGCCAAAAGGGCGAUAAGGAUGUUAUUUGUGCUGAGGCGAGGAUUUGUGCAGAUCGAUAAAGAGCUUUUCGGAAAAACCUAUGGGGCAUUCGUCCGGUCUCACUUAGAGUAUGCAGUCCAGGCCUGGCGACCGUGGUUGAAGAAAGAUUAUCAACGACUGGAAAGAGUACAGGCGACGGCUACGAAGAUGGUCAAGAAUCUUCAUCAUUUGCCUUACGAAACCAGGCUGACUGAACUAAAUCUGUUUCCUCUAAAUUAUAGGCAACUGCGCGGCGAUCUCAUUCAAACCUACAGGAUUGUCAGAGGCCGUGAGUGUGCCCUACACUUUGAUGAAUUCUUCGAAUUGGCCGGGACUGAUCGCCUGCGUGGUCAUCCCUUCCAACUGCAGAGGAAGCUGGUUCAUUCGGACGUCCGACGGAACGCCUUCUCUCUCAGGGUCAUUGGGGCAUGGAACGGACUCCCUGAUGUGGUGGUUCUUUCCGAAAGUGUCCGAUCAUUUAAGUGUAGACAAUAUACUCAUUUGUUGAGUAACUAUUGUACAUAUAAUCAGGAUUGUUUUAGUGGCGGUAGUUUGCGCCUGUCUCACACUUACCGCUAAUUUUUCAACUUUCCGCAUUUGCUGAUGUAAUUGAUGACUUUAUUUCUGUUUAUCGAUAUGAAUAGGGAGCUCAAGGGCGAAAGCCUCAUUCCCUUAAUAAACUGACUUAAACUGGCUUAAAAGGGUUUAUGGAGUAUGAAGUCCAUCUUACGGUAAACAAACGGGUAGAAUAGGAAAAGUGGAGAAUGAUGAUUGGAAAGGGAAAUCGAGGUAUUGUACAGAAAAUUUAUUUAGCGUGGGGCUUGGUCACGUCAUAUCGGUUAAACACCAGUCCGGUUUGCAGCGCUGUCAGCAACCGCGGGUGGGGGCCAGGGAACGUGCUAUCGAUGGGAGACACUAGCGGCGAACGGACAACAGUAGUGUGGCGGACUGUGUUAUCGGUGGGGAUGGAAGAAACACCGGUUAUCUUCACUGUUCUAGUAGCAAUAGGUAUCGAGUAGAUAUACGGAUAAUUACUUAUCGAGAUAUAAGCUUUGUCAUGUCAUUGGUUAUCACUCUUAUGCAAUCUGGCCGUUGCUAGACUGCCUUUCGUUUUUUGCGUUUCCAAAGCGCAAGCACGUGCGUACAUGUUAUUAUCUCGUGACAGCGGUGUAGAACUAUUGGUUUAAGCGUGAACUUGCUCACCUUUGCUCUUAGCCAUUUAUACCUCUGUUGCUUUGACCCCAUUUCAAACAAUGUUUAGACAGGAAUCAGAGAGGACACUCAGACUCCUGACUAAGAAGUAUGGGAAGGAAGUCAUUCGGGAAAUUGAAAAGUCUGUUAAGGAAAGAUGCACAACUUAUAAUUCCUCGCAAUACGCAUUAGUGGGAAUCAAUGAGUUCUCCGAUUAUAGAGGAGGUGAACGAUGUGCAUCAUGUGCCCAUACUGGUUGUUCUGGGGACGCAGAAGACGGAGGGAUCGUGACCACUCACAGUGGGCAGAAAUAAGCCAAGAAUUUGCACGACUGGGCUUUGCGGCGCAAUACAGCAUAAGCUUACUUUCGAGAUCUUCUAAUCAUCCUUAGUCCUCUUGUACCUGAACUUCCAGCAGACCCAAGAACGCUGUCGGGAAACUCUUACGAUUUACAGGUAGCUCCUAUGAGCAAUGGCGAAUACGAGCAUAUAGAACUGCAAAGACGGCUUUGCAGACUUUUAUGCAUGAGUAAGUUUUCUCCCUCCGUACGAAUUGAUUUGCAAAUGCAAAUAGUUAUAGAUGGUCUCCCGAUUUAUAAGAAAUAGAAGGCCGGAAUAUGGCCGAAACUAGGUAGAGUAGUUUGUCAGUUUAUUAGUAAUGUCUUUCCGGUUGGAAUCUAUUGUGGCGGUGGAAAACUAUCUGAUGUUCGCGCCUUCUGUCGGUCAUUGGUUAACGAGGUAGAGUUCCUUCAGGAUAGAGGAAUCCAAUUCGACGAUUGUAGCAAACCUGCUCACGUUCGGGUUUUGGCCAUAAUCUGUGAUGCACCGGCCAGGGCUUUUGUUAAGCAGAUUAAGGACAUGAAUGCCUUCCACGGAUGCGAACGGUGCAAAGUAAUAGAAGCAUAUAUGAGAAAGCUUGUGUACCACGAGGAACGGGAUGGGUACAGGAAAGAUGAUAACUUUUUGCAGCCUACAGACGACGACCACAUUGCUAGGAUAUCCCCAUUUUGUCCUGUAACUUAGGACGUCUCUCCAAUUUUCCUCUGGAUCCUUUACAUCAAAUUUACUUGGGUGCAGCGAAAAAGCUGCUGAAGUCGUAAGUUAGGAGUCAUCCUUCAAAAGCAAGUUUUCGUGGUCAGCCGUCGAUAUUGAAGGCAAAGGAAGUCGAGGCUAUAAACAAUACACUUCGCACCAUUAAUUCUUACCUACCGGCAGAAUUUCCUCAACGGAAUAGAUAAUUAAGUGAACUCAAAACAUGGAAAGCAACGGAGUCCAGGCAGUUCCUAUUAUAUUCUGGUGUUCUUGUUCCCUCAGAUAUCCUGCCUCAUAAGCACUGUAAAACUUUUUUUUAUAGCCGCUGACUUCUCUGAGUUAAUUAAUUAACUCAGUUAGUGUAACAGCAGCGUAGGUUAUUGUACGCAGUUACUAAAGUUGUUCGACCAAAAAUUUUCGCAUUUAUACGGUGUUGAACACAGGGUUCACAAUGUACACAGCCCUAAGCACAUUGCGGACGAGGUUGAACGUAAUGGUGUGUCGGACUCUUUCUCUAUUUUCCCUUUCGAAAUUUACCUAAAUAGAUCAAAGCGUUUACUCCGAAGUCCUUUGCGACCUCUGCUGCAGAUUGCAAGGCUUCUCAGCGAGGUCGGGGUAACUACGCACGGCCAACCCAAGUUACAAUCUCCUAAGUUACUUCAUGGAUAUAAUGCAGGAGUAGUUCCUGUUGGAUGCAAAGACAGUGAGCAACGCCAGCGCGUGCUCACAUAUAGUUUUAGGAUUGAUAUCACACCGACCAGUCGAGGCAUUAGCACUGGUGGUAAGAGAGUUUGUGUCGGGAACAUAUUGUUUGGCCGAAGUAGGUGCCUGCGAAUAGUAUUAAGUGAGUUCGUAAACCUUUGAGAUUACUUUGAUUAUCCAGAGCAGUCGUUUUUGGUAAAGGUGUAUACAGUUGACCUUGAGAGCAUUAUCAGCUGUGCACCUUUGCCGCAUACGUUCAACAAGUUUGCCUAUUUCCCACAGGGUACUCGUUACGUUUUGAUAGAACCAAUUAAUAGUUUUUAGAAAGCCACUUACUGUCCUUUCGCCCUAGCGAAGAGUGCUCGGAAACCCUAUAAACGCACAGUACACAUAGUGAAAAGUUUGCAAACACUGCAGGGAGGAAUUGGUCACAGUAAUGGGAUAAAGACUAUCAAGAUCAACAUUCAUUCAACUGCUACCCGUGCGUUUGUAGAGAUUACUUUGAGUCAGCCAACUCGCAGAAAUCCUCUGCGGGAAAGUAGGUCUACCCUGGAUGAAGCCUUGCACUGCUUCAGAGUAGAAGGGAUAUCUUUGCCCGUAAGUUACACUACAUAACGCUGUUCUGAAUCCUAGCAAAUGAAAGACAGCAAUGAGGAUGCGAAUGACUGCAACGACACAUUACCAUCACGAGAGCCACUGCACAUAUGGGGUAAUAAACCUCCUUUCAACUGACUUAUCUCAUAAAAUAGCAAGAACCUCUGUCCAGCGACCGGCUGGCACGUUUGGACAGCGCCAUGGCUCUGCUGAUCCGGCAAAUUGCAGGUAUGCCUAGAAAAUAAGACGUUCUUAUUGACGGUAACCGUCAACUACACGGUUGCGUAAGGGAAUUGGAGGCGCGGGGUAUUCAAGGGCGACCCGCCGGUCAGGUGGCUACCCCGCUGCCGAAAAACCCAUUACAAAGACAGGUGAGGACGGCAGCGGAAUUCUACCAGCUGAAUGCCUUACUUGAGGACGCCACAAUACGGAGUCAAAUGGUAAGCCGUCCCUUUUAUCACUAUUCAGGGCAUUAAGUCUCAUUCCUCACCUGCCUGGGUGGAAACAUAAAUGUGCCCAGGGUUAUAAAGGAUCUGGGCAUAUCAUACUCUAAGAGUCUCAAUCUCUCGGAGCACUGUGUCUUGAUAGUCUCCAAAGCACGCAGAACGACCGGGUUUAUCCUCCGGAACUUUAAAACUAGGGACAUCAGAAUGCGCCUUUACAACAUGUACGUUAGACCUGGUCUGGAAUACUGUUCAUUUUUAUUUAGCCUCAUGCGUGCUUCUGAGCGAAAGAAAAUAGAAUCCGUUCAACACUUUUUUACCAAGAGAAUUUUAACCCCAGAAUACCGACAUUUGUCUUACCAAGAACGUUGCCAGCUUACGGGCCUUGAACCUUUAUGGUUCCGUAGAUUACAAAAGGGACUAUUUUCGUUAUUUAAACUCUUAUAUAAUGACACAUUUAACCCACUCACUUCUUUAAGACAUCAUAUCCACCCACGACGUAACAGUCCCCGUGAGGUCUUCUUAUUUCUGCCUCUGGCACGUAUUGCUAAAUAUCGUCGGUUCUUUUCUGUAAAUGCAAUUGCUAUUUGGAAUAAACUACCAAUGAGUGUGAAAACUCUGCAAAAUUAUCCUUUAUUUAAGAGAACUAUUACUCGAUUUUUGCAUUCAGAAAAGCUUCCUCAAAUUUUGGGUUCUGAAUCCACUGAUCGACUCUACCGUAGCGAUGGCGUUUGUGGUCUCUGAACACUAUGGCCGGUCUCACCAGCUGUUCCUCAACGCCUCUACUUUGACUACUCCAUGA